GUCGAGGCCUUGGUCGAGGCACAUCGGUCCAUCACUAAUUUAGAUUUGGAAAAAAAUAAAUUUUAUCUAUUCGAUCGACAUUGUGUCAUAAAUGGAACUUAUCAAAAUUUUAUCAAAAACACCUGAAUUAUGAAUGAUAACAUGUGUUGCGUGUUGGAAUCCGUUGGUGUUAGCCUAAAAUAGGCGAUUAAAACAAAAAACUUGAGUGCAACUGGUCCUAAUCAGUCUUUCUUAAAAAUAUCGAGUACAGAAGAGUCUCCGGCAAAUCAAUUUUUUAUUGAAGUAACAAGAAUGGUGUUUUGUUAAAACCGUAACAGUGGACUGUUUAUAAUCAUUCCAAUUUAAAUAAAUAAAAAUUGAAAAAAAGUGCAAAAUAAUGGCAAGGUAUUUUGAAAAUACGUCGACUUUUAACUUUAGUUGGGACCAAGUUGCAUGUGGGUACUGGAAAAGAUACCCUAACCCACUGAGUACCCAUGUACUAUCAGAAGACACUUGGAGCCGGCAAGUCAAAGAUGGCUGUCUCUAUACCAAGAGGCUCCUUACCAAAACCAACAGAGUACCAAAAUGGGGUGAAAGGUUCUUCAAUGCAAAAUCAGUUAAAAUUAUCGAAGAAAGCAUAGUGGACCCUGAGAAAAAAAUACUGGUCACAUACACUAGGAACUUAGGAUAUACUAAAGUUAUGAGUGUAGUGGAGCGAGUGGAGUACCGGUCGGCCGGGCCGGGGCAGACAGUGGCGCGGCGCUCGGCGUGGAUAGAUUCCCAGGUGUUCGGCUUCUCGCGCGCCAUACGAGCCUUCGGCGUCGAGAGGUUCCGCAAGAAUUGCACGCAGAUGGUGUUCGGGUUCAACCACGUCCUGCAGUCGAUGUUCCCGAGACAAGCGCCGCCGCAGCCGAGCCUGGCCCCGAUGAGCCACACGCUGAAGGAGAUGCGGGACGCGGCCGCGGCCGCCACCGACCGGGCGAAGGCCAACGUGCUCUCUUCCGUCAACAGGACAUAACACGACCACGAUUGACACGAGAGAGGUGACGUAUGAUUAACUCAAAUAAUGUAGGCAAUGUGAUUUGGUCGGUUACGAGCGCUGGCUUCCUCUUGUUCCAACAUUUGUGUCCGCGAAUUGUCUUUUAAAACUCUUGUCAUGCAUUAUCAAACUUAGUAGGCUAAUGUACUGUCUUCCGUUAAAAUAGCGUAAUAUUACAAAAGAAGAAUACUUGUUAAUAGACUAAGUUAUACAAAGUUUAAUUUGAUCGGUUAUGGGCCCAGGUUAAGUCUUGUUUUAACAUUUUUGUCCGUAAAUUGUCAUUGUAUAAUUUAACACGUAUGACACACUAAAUCUUGACUCAUGUUCUCAUAAUAAUAUAUGUUCUCAUAAUAAUUCGUCCUUCGUCAGUCCAUAUUAGGACAAAGGUUGAGAUGUGUACAUAAACUAAUAGAUUUAUAUCCAGUUUAAGUUGGUAGGUAAUGGGCGUUGGCUUCUUGUUGUUUAAGUACUUUUACUACGGCGUGACACCUGCAAAAUUACUCAAAUCUGCCUCCUAUGUACAAAUAAAUACAUUAUGUGCAUUGUGCACAUCAUAUAUGUCUAAUUUAAAUAUCUGUAUUUCUUUGCAAUAAUUACUGAAAAUUUCAUUCCUUAUUGCGUUCUACUAUGGCCGAUAACCUAUAAAAAAAUGUUAAUUAAAAUUAUUUACAUAAAAUUACAAUACACAAUAAGAAAUAAUACGAAUAUGUCAAAAUAUGUUUGCUUUGCUUAUGAUUUAAAAUUAUUAUCGAAAUAUGUUUGAUAGUAUGUGUUAUGAAGCCAGAUAGCACUUGAGUUGAUGAUAGCAUAAUAUUGUCAAGUGGAAGAACAUCAAUGUAUUGACUUGCUUGGAGUGUAGCAAAAAAUCUAAUGAAAUCCACUUCACCUCUAUGUGGACUAAUAGCUUGUAACAAUUGUUUGCUAAAAAUGUGUAUGAUUCGAAGAUCAUUGGUUUAUCAGUUGAUAGGUCGUUGGUUAGUAUCGGCUAUAUAAUUCUCUAUGCGAUUUUUGCUCAUAAUUAUUUGAUUAAACAAAUAAUUAAGUGAGUAACAUCACUUGUCAAAGAAUAUGGAUUAUUCUUUGACAAGUGAUGGUCUGCGUGAUGGUGUGGAUUCUAAAUUAGAUUUCUGAAUUAGAAUUGUAUAAAUAAGUAAGUCGCUAAAGAGUAACUGUUGCAUAUACCAUUAUAUAAUUUCACAUUCAUGUUGCACUUUGAGUAUACAAUUUAUGCUAAUAUAGUAUUGUUUGUCAUUUAAAUCGGUAAUUUACGGUUAUGACAGCCAAUGUACAGUCAACAACUACUCAUCAAGUUACCCUGCAUGAUCCUAAUAGCGACAAGUUUGUAACGAAUUAGGGUAGGUUGAUGUGCUGUUGACUGUACUAGUUAUGACAAAGAGCUGUAUUAACAAUUCGAUAUGUUGGUAUAAAUCGUUUUGAAGGGGCGUUUUCUUUCAAAAUUAAUAAUAUUGUAAACAGGAUUCAUUGAAAACAGAUCCAUUUUAAAAAAAAUCAAUUUUAAGAUUCAUUCUAACGCUAGAUUUUAUAAAUGUAUCAAUGUGAUUGGAUCUAUUCUCACUCAUUGCUCCUACAAUUUAUUGUUAAGAUGUCGAUUUAAAACAUAUCUGUACUAUAAAGUGUUAAAACUAGGAUAUAAUCAGGUUUCCUGGUUUUAUUCUUCAGUUUGACAAGGUUAUAAUGCUAUGAACGAGCGAUAAUGUAUGUAUAUGUAGGGAUUUUUUCUUACUCAUUGUUUAAACAAGAUAUUGUUUGAAAUGAC
Molecule: messenger RNA, 2795 nt
Organism: Plodia interpunctella (Indianmeal moth)
Lineage: Eukaryota; Metazoa; Arthropoda; Insecta; Lepidoptera; Pyralidae
Gene: prel
Product: preli-like
Exons: 6
Coding region: 377-997 (206 amino acids)
Biological process (GO): phospholipid transport
Cellular component (GO): mitochondrial intermembrane space
Molecular function (GO): phosphatidic acid transfer activity
Source: RefSeq, a predicted model, not a curated record